ACCUUCAGUUCCAAAUUCUGAUAUCAAACCCCUACUUCAAACUCACGUUCCUUAGUAAAAAUGUCGCUGAUUCCCAGUUUCUUUGGUAACUCACGAAGCAGCAUCUUUGAUCCUUCUUGGGACCCAUUCAACGACUUUCCUUUCCCAUCAUCUGUAUCGUCACUCUCCUCUCAACUCCCUCAAGAAACUUCAGCUUUUGUUAACACCCGUGUGGACUGGAAGGAAACCCCGGAAGCUCACGAGUUCAAGGCCGAUCUUCCAGGGCUCAAGAAAGAGGAAGUGAAGGUGGAGAAUGAAGACGACAGGGUGCUUCAAAUAAGUGCAGAGAGGAACAUAGAGAAGGAAGACAAGAACGACACAUGGCACCGUGUGGAACGUAGCAGUGGCAAGUUCUCGAGGAGGUUCAGGUUGCCGGAGAAUGUGAAGAUGGAUCAGAUUAAGGCUUCCAUGGAGAAUGGAGUUCUCACUGUUACUGUUCCUAAACUGGAUGUUAAGAAACCUGAUAUUAAGGCUAUUGAAAUUUCAGGCUAA
Pistacia vera is the source of this 531-nucleotide messenger RNA. RefSeq names its product 17.3 kDa class I heat shock protein-like. Bases 61 to 531 code for a protein of 156 amino acids. Gene Ontology annotation, biological process: protein complex oligomerization; protein folding; response to heat. The record is from RefSeq and is a predicted model, not a curated record. NCBI's taxonomy places the organism in Eukaryota, Viridiplantae, Streptophyta, Magnoliopsida, Sapindales, Anacardiaceae. The transcript has a single exon.